GACAUUUCAAGCGAGUCCAACUAAAUUUCACUUCACUGCAUAAACUGGUUUUCGUGUGUUUAUCAAUUCGUCUCCUUGUUGAUGGCGUGGAAGAAUAUCUUAUACAACUAACUGCUUGGUAUUACAUGGAGUACCUUGGGGAAUCGCAUGUGUUCCUUGGCAUAACUCUGGCUGCCUUCGAGAUAGGAUCCUUUCUUUUUUCCCUGUGUGUCGGAAUCUUGACGAUUAGAUUUCAAGUUUCGAAGACAAUCGUUGUCAUGUGUGGUCUAACAAAGUUCUUGGGUAAUUUACUGUAUUCCAUCCCUGUCAACGGAUACUUCCCUUUGUUCGGAAGAUUCAUAAGUGGAACAGGUAAAGCUGCAGUAGGUGUUCUCUACGGAGCCGUUGCAGAAUGUACAACGAAAAAGAACAGGAUGAAUGCUUUUCUAUAUUUUGAAGGUCUUUAUCUUCUUGGUGCAAUAUUUGCGCCUACGAUCGGCAGCCUUCUCAUAUUCAACGUCAAUAUCCUUGGUUGGGAAAUCAACCCUGGAAAUUUACCAGGAGUUGUACUGGCUAUUGUCUGGUUCUUUAUACUUAUCCUAACGAUGUUUUUGCCAAGUAAUUUGGGCGAAAACUCGAAAGAAAAGCAGAUCGAUUCAGACACUGAUAGCGACCAAAGUAAUGGAGAUGAGACCUCUGAAACAGAAGACAAUACUAAUUACAUUCUCUCGAGUGUCUGUUGCAUAUAUUAUCUCGUUCUUCUGCAUAUGAUUGUUUUCAAUGUGGUUUCAUUCUACACUCCAUUGCUAGCUGUACACCAUCUUGGACUGCAACUCACUCACGUGAAAUUAAUUUACCUAAACAGUUCAUUGGUUGUCCUCAUUUUAUGCAUCGCUUUGUAUCUCUUCCUGGGCAACAUCGCUGAAAAGAAGUGUCUUUUUGUCGCAAUUGUUUCAGUAAUCGUCCCGAUAUCAAUCACGUUUUAUUUUGCUAUUAUGUGGAACAAUGCAAUCACGGUUAAUGGCGCCUACCUUCUCCUUAUUUCCAUGGUUGUUGUAAGUGUUCAGUUUAUUAACUUCACCCUAGCCUGUUCGUUGUUAUCAAAAAUAACACCAACGAGGAGUGCCGCGUUUUACCAAAGUCUAGGAUUUGCCACAAUAAAUCUCGCCAUAAUUAUUGCACGUCCAUUAGCUGGUGCAACAUUUGACAAAAUACCAAUGAUGUACAAUUGUCUUGGCCUGGCGAUUGCAUGGGCAUUUGGAGUUAUAUGGAUCGCUGUUGAAUACAAAAACUUUCCACCAAAACCAUAAUUUGAUAAAUGAAUCUUCUUUUCGCGAUUAAAUUUUUCCAACUUAAAACUCGAUGAGAUGUUUGACUGACAUGACCUUACAUGACAUUGCAAUGAUAUGUUGUUGGCCUAAAAACAUUGGGACACUAUUAAUGUAAAUAACUUAACAAUUUUAAUCCAUUUGGGUAGCAAUUAAAGAUGCUGUAAAGUCCGUAAUGUAAACAAACGUUUUGUUUACAUUUUGAACUGCUAUAUUUGUAAAAUAGUAAAGUAAUUUUCUGGUUCGCUAUGCUUGUAAAUGAAUAUAAACUCUACGUUUCAAUUAAAAAAAUCAGAAAGAUGCAAAAUUUUGGCAAUGUUUAUAUCUGCGGGUCUCCCUUUGUUGUGAGCAGAACUGAUGCGCAGAAAGGAGUUUACAGCUUCUUUAACUAGGUUGAAGAAUUGGAAGGAAUGGAAAGGGACUAGGGAGGCAAAACGAACAUAAUAAAUUUCGAACACGAACACAAAUGGUGCGAGAACGCACUUCAGGUGCGUCAGAGGACAUGCUUCAACGGCGAAAUUUUGAAUUCCUUGGUUAUCCAGAAUAGCAUCUCUCGCAUUUUCACGCGAGUUUUGAAUGAAGUUAUUACCUCCAAAAAUCAACUUCUCGUUAUUCAAGGUAGCGCAGCACCUGCCCACUUUUUUGCCGGGUUUUGAACUUUUCCCAAUAAUCCCCCUUGUCCACCCCCUUCAUAAGUGCCGCAUGUGUCUUCACCGCAAGUUAAACAGGACCGUAACGUUAUUUGGUGAUCUAAUGUCAACCUUUUUGAAGACACAUGACACAUCGUUGGGUUCUGAACGAGAUUCGAAACACAUCUGCAACCAUUUCGCCAAAUCUGCACAUAAUUAAUUACAGUCAAAGAUCUAAAUGCGUUUAGCUCGUUCGAAAGGGCCGCGUUAAGGUGUCUCUUUCAGUUCCAAACUUACUUUUGAAGGGCAGAUCUAAAAUCUAAAACAGGCCGUAAUUCUUAAUUAAUUUUCUUUUGGAACUUCUAGUGAAAAUGUCUAAUUGACUAAGUCAAACCGACGUUACUUACAGAUAUAGGUAGCUGUAAAUGUACAAUGAUAGUUUGAAGUCUAGACUGGAAUUGAGUAAACUGGGCCAAAGUAUCACCCUUGCCAGCUAUGGAAAUGGGUCAUUUUCUCAGGAUGAACACUGAUCGUUUGUGCUCAAGCUCACAAAGUACUGUAUUUUUGCAUACAUUUCCAUAGUAUUUUCAUAUUCCCAUACUUGCCGUAUUUUCAUGCUAUUGCCAUGAUAUAUAGUAUAUCUACAAACUGCCAUUACCCAAUUGCAAAAACGCCCACUAAUUAGUCUAAGUUUGCUUUUUGUUACUGGAACACGGCCUGUUAUAUAUUUUUCUGGCUCAUAUUAUUCAUAUAAGUGUCAAAGUAUGAAUAAUUCACCGAUUAUUGGAGUGAACUUAAUUUGAAACCAAAACUGGAUAAAUGGAACGCCGUAAACGUUUAAUAAAAACUUUAAAAAAUGAACUUUGGAACUUCAUUGUUGACGCGCAUGCGCAUUGCACCCAUUCUAUUGUUGACAGGUCAGUAAAUAUUUCAUUGUUGACCGGUUGCCUCCUCGCCAAAGCAUGCAGUGAACAUGACGUUUAGUGGACCAGCACGUGAUACGGUUUUGACCAAUCGGCAAACAGAAAAAUUGAACUUUGACACUAACUAUAUAACAAGAUUUGUAAAUUCAUUUGACACAAUAGGGCUAACAUAUGCUGUAGUAGUGACGUCAUCAUAAUGUCAUGUGAUGUAGUGGGAUAAUAGUUUGGUGUUCAUACGAGAACAGAUAGUAUCGAAGACACUGAACGAGAUUGCUUAUCACUAGAGUUUACAUUUACACUGGGAUUUGUUUAUUUAAGAAAUAGGAAACGAGUCGCGUGUGUUUGUGGUGUGAUAAUGCACGUGGGGAAUGUUGGGAGAAUACGAGGGAAGCGUGUAACAUACGAGGCGUAGCCGAGUAUUUUACACGCUUCUUGAGUACUCUCCCAACAUUCCCCGAAUGCAUUAUCGCACUAUAAACGCACGAGACGAGUUUUUCUAUUUCUUUUAUAAUAUAAGUAGAAGAUAUUACAUAGUAAAAAAUUUUACUCAAAAGAUCGACGUUGAAAUUCUCCUAACAAGUACUCAGUGACGUCACGCGCAUGCUUUUACUGUCGCUUGAAUUUUUAAAGAUGCGGUACAGUCCGUAUGAACACCGCGGAAAAACGUCUGCGCAUGCACCGAAUUAUGAAAAUAUGGCGGGGAAUUUGAAUAUCAAUUUCUAAAACAAAAACAUGCUUAUUAACUGGUCAAAAAUUAGUAAAACAAACGAGAAAAUAUAGCAAAUGGGUAGACUAGACAUUAAUUGAAAGCAUCCUGGCAUUUAAAGUAUGGAAUGAAAUAUAAUUCAUGUAAAAAAUUGUUGAUUUUAACGGACACGACUUCGAAAUUUUUUGCAAAAUUAUUCAAAACAAAAAUUCAAACUCAAAAGUUAAGAAAACUCUCGAAAAGUUAAGCUUCUUAACCCACUCAAAUUGUAGAAUAAAUCCUAAAGUUUAAUUAUUGUGAACACGCAAAUUUUUUAUAUUUGGCGACACAGUUUUUUUUAAAGAAAUGUAUCUCAAACAAAAAUUCGGAAAUUGUCAUUGCUUAGUUGAAAAACAAAAUGUUUCAGACGAUAAAUUUGUCAACAAUCACCUUUAGUUCAUGUUCUUGUACAAUACAAUUUCUUGAACCUUCUGGCUGUAUUUAUUUCUAGUUUUUAGAAUGACAUGUUUAUUUUUGCGCUUGAAAUCUGGCUGUAAAGACGCACAAUGAAGUCACUCCUUUUUACCGCCAUUUUGAGCCUUCCGGAACGUUCGGAACAGCUUCUCAUCAAGUUCGCAAUACUAUUGCAGGUAAGGUUGACGCAUGCGCAGACGUUUUUCCGCGGUGUUGUCCGUAUGUAAACAAAGGCUUUGUUUACAUUUCGGUAUCCAAAAUAUUGAAUUUUAUUCGACAACUAUUAAUAUUUUCAUGAUUCUAGAGUAUAAUAAAUUAUCAAGAGACAACAAUCCAGCUUUGCAAGAACAUAAAAUGAAAUAAAAACCUAAAUAAACUUCUGUACCGCAUCUUUAAGCGAGAGAAGGAGCAAAAUUGCCAAAACAAUAUACAAACUUUUGAUGCUAUAAAGUUGGAAACAUUGUUUAAAAUAGUGAAAAUAAAAACCCCAGUGAUACACAGACUAAUUUGUUCAACUAAUUUGUUCAGACAAAGUUUUUCAGCAUCUGGCCUGCUGGAUUUGCCACGAAAGGCGGUUUAUCGUAGGUUUCGUCGUGCAUGUUUAUACUUAUACUUUUCGAAAUUAAUAUUGUAUUUUUUGUCUUUCGCGAAAAUAUAUGUAGCAGUUGUUAUCAGAAGAAUUGAAGGUACUUUCUAAAUCACUUAUAUUCAUAUGUUUUUGUUGCCUUUUUGUAUGUAUUUGGUCUUCCUGUAUCUUUUUCAAGUUUUUUUCUCGGCUAUUUUGCACGCUUUUACCCAAAACUUGUCGAGAUAACAACAAAUUCGACGACUGCCAAGCCGGUUAAUUUUACACGUAGAACUACAGAAAAUUGCUUUCUUCCUUUGGUUUAUUUCUUCUUGCUUUCUGGUAAAAUUUGUGGUUUUAUUUAUAUUUUUGUCUAAAAAGCAGUGAUGAAGAGGGGAAAAACAGAAAGAGCAAAGCAGUGCCACAGAUCACAGUGCAUAAUUGCGACACAAUGCACGCGCAUUAGCCAAUCAAAUCGUAUAUUACAAAGUUUGUUAUUAGUAUUAUUAAAAUGGUUUCAUUAAAGAGUCUGAGUGAGAAUAUUAUAUAUGCAUCUGUUUCUUUGUUACCAUCACAGUUGUUUUCUUGAUUACCAUACUCAAAUGUCUCUCUCGCUCUAUUCAAAAUUUUAUCGCCAUGGAUGGCAUAAUUUUUAUCCAUAAAGCUCUGACAUUGCGACAUCACAGAUGUUAACGUUAUGUGAGUGAUUGUUCCUGAUAAAGCCAAGCCUGUAUGGUAGGCGGUCCCUAAAAUCGGGCAAGCCUGCGAAAGACCGCCUGCUGGGUUUCGCAGUGUAAUCGAAUUCCCCAUCCACCAGUGGAAGGGAAUUGAUGAUUGGCUGCGAGUCUGAGCAGCUAUCACUCAAAAGUGAAUACACUUUAAUAUGUAAACGUACGUUUAACACUUUAAUGAUGCAUGCGUUCGCUUUAAUAGCUGUUGUAAAACUGAACGCUUCUCGAAAGUCGAAACGCGAACUGAUUGUCAAACGCGAGCAAGAGAUAGCAGUUAAAGAUUUACUCCUUGGCAAGAAUGUUUUGGCCGUUCUAUAGGAAAAGCCUGAUUUUUACAUUGUUCUUGUUGGCGCGAGAAAAUAUAACGAGAAUAGAUACAGACGGCCGUAUAGUCUUUCUUGCAAAGGGUUUAUAACAGGACUAUUACGCCUAGGCCUAUUAUCCGCUUCACUUUCUGAACUUUUUAAAAUUAAGGCUUUCGUACCACACGGCCUCGUUAGGGAGACGAGACAGUUCAUAUUGGCAACUGACGUUUUUAAUAUACAACUGUCUAUUUGUUCGAGGUUUCACACGCAAUGCGUUUAUCUCUCGCUUGAUUAUGGCAAUCAGUUCGCUUGAAUUUCGGAUAUUUCGCACACACGGUUUACAAACUCGGUCGGAGAGUUCCGAGGUAGAAUUAACUUCGAACGUUCCUGGCACUGAGGACAAGGUUCCUGGCGCUGAGGACAAGGUUCCUGGCGGUGAGGACAAGGUUCCUGGCGGUGAGGACAAGGUUCCUGGCGCUGAGGACAAGGUUCCUGGCGGUGAGGACAAGGUUCCUGGCGGCGAGUACAAAGUUCCUGGCUGUGAGAACAAGGUUUCUGGCGCUGAGGACAAGGUUCCUGGCGGUGAGGACAAGGUUCCUGGCGGCGAGGACAAGGUUUCUGGCGGUGAGGACAAGGGUCCUGGCGCUGAGGACAACGUUCCUGGCGGUGAGGACAAGGUUCCUGCCGGUUAGGUCAAGGUUCCUGGGGGUGAGGACAAGGUUUCUAGGGGUGAAGACAAGGUUCCUGGCGGUAACGACAUGGUUCUUGGCGGUGAGGACAAAGUUCCUGGCCGUGAGGCAAGCUUCCUGGUCGUGAGGACAAGGUUCCUGGCGUUAGGACAAGGUUCCUGGUGGUGAGGACAAGGUUCCUGGUGGUGAGGACAAGGAUCCUGGCGGUGAGGACAAGGUUUCCGGUGCUGAGGACAAGGUUCCUGGCGGUGAGGACAUGGUUCCAGACGGUGAGGACAACGUUUCUGGAAGUGAGAACAACGUUCCUGGCGGUGAGGACAAGGUUUCUGGGGCUGAGACAAGGUUCCUGGCGGUGAGGACAAGGUUCCUGGCCGUGAGGACAAGGUUCCUGGCGGUGAGGACAAGGUUACUGGCGGUGAGGACAAUGUUCCUGGCGGCGAGGAGAAGGUUCCUGGCGGUGAGGACAAGAUUCCUGGCGAUGAGGACAAGGAUCCUGGCGCUGAGGACAAGGUUCCUGGCGGUGAGGACAAGGUUCCUGGCGGCGAGUACAAAGUUCCUGGCUGUGAGGACAAGGUUUCUGGCGGUGAGGACAAGGUUCCUGGCGGUGAGGACAAGGUUCCUGGCGGCGAGGACAAGGUUCCUGGCGGUGAGGACAAGGGUCCUGGCGCUGAGGACAAGGUUCCUGGCGGUGAGGUCAAGGUUCCUGCCGGUUAG
Messenger RNA from Paramuricea clavata, 7022 nucleotides. The record is from the annotation of a GenBank genome assembly. NCBI's taxonomy places the organism in Eukaryota, Metazoa, Cnidaria, Anthozoa, Malacalcyonacea, Plexauridae.